Molecule: messenger RNA, 1264 nt
Organism: Rhagoletis zephyria (snowberry fruit fly)
Lineage: Eukaryota; Metazoa; Arthropoda; Insecta; Diptera; Tephritidae
Source: RefSeq, a predicted model, not a curated record
UGAAAUUUUGAAUUUAUUCUCGCUGUUCCGCGUUCAAUGGUCAUUUAAUUUUUCAUAUCCUCUUCCAAACCUCUCUUAUUCUGAUCCCUUCUCUUCUAUUACCUGCACCUCAACAUACCAGUCCACAAUUUCUAUUAAGACAGCAAAUACCGCACGUCUACUUGAACGCAUUCAAGACUACGAAAAAAUGGUAACCAAAAUGAGUUUCGAACGUAAUUUAGCCAAACGAGAGAAUCGCUUCUUUCGUGCCAUUAUUGGCAAACUACAGCGCAGCAAGAAUGAGUGUUUCACCAUCGAGAAGAAGGAGGUCUAUCAGCAAUAUGCGCACGAGUUCGACGAGAAGCCAGUCGAUUGUAACAAACAUUACGAAAUGAACUAUCGCGACAUGUUGAAGGCGCGCGGCGAUUUUCAAGGUGAAUAUUUGCUCAAACAGAAACUGUGCGUUAAUUACAGCAACACCAGCGCCAAGUACACAAAAGUAGAGAAGUGUGAGCACAGCGAGCCAGAAAGUAACGCUGUUGUGAAGCGGUGUUACUUGCACGAGGGCGUCAACCGCCAUAGGUGCGGCAGUGUUGGUAUUAGCUCUGGUGAUGCUGGUCGCACCGGCGUUGCAUGCAAAGAGCUGGUCUGCAGCGAUCAUGAGCCAGAGUUUCCAAUACGCUACACAAUCAAUGAUGAGAGCAUGUUUGCGGGCUAUGGUGGCGGCGGCUGUGGUGGGCCAUGUACUUCGCGAUCCAAUAGUUGCACUUCGUUGCAGGCAAAUUUUUCCACGUCCAGUAUAUUUUGUGGUGGCAAAGAAACGUCACCCGAUGGGGAGCGGGAAUGUACGCAGAACAAUCGACCCCACCAACUCACCAAUGUGGAUGGCGGCGUACGCUUUGUAUACUCAAAAUUUGGAAAUUUUCAUUAAAUCUAGCCUAUUAUUACGCGUCAUUUCACACGCUGUAUCUAAAUAUUGGACAGGUGUCACAGUUCAAAAGCGUGCAUAUACCUUUUCUGAGGAGUUACUCUCUAAAUGUUGAUCAAAAUUGUUUACGCUACCAGUGGGGGCGUAUGCUGAGCGGAUUAAAAGGACAAAGGAAAUUGUGAGAAGUGAGCGAAAGCAAGCGGGAGUGCGCAAAUGGUGGUUUUUGUAUUAUGCAUUUAUUGUGUACCUUGUGAGAUAAUAUCCGAUUUGCAAAUUGAAAAUAGUUUAUAUAAUUAUAUAUAUUUAUGUGUGCAUUUUACGACAGAAUUUACAUUUGAGCUUAGUACACAUGUAUGC